AGCUACCCUAUCGCACCUACUCAUUAACCUAACACGCUGCGACUGUUAUCUACUGUUUGGUAUCUUAAACCGGCAGCAUUUACUUAUCACACAGUAUCGAAAGAUACGGUCACCCGCCAGUACUGCCGGUAGUUGCAAAAACUUCCCCAACCAGAGUGCAGUCAGGCUUUGCAGCGGAAGAAACAGAUCAACAACCAUGCAUUUGUCGGUAUUGCUCUGUACCAUAGUUUUACAGAUAGUUCCGGAUGCUUUGGGACAAUCGAAUUUAACAUUACCCCAACCGUUUAAUGUAUCGCUGGAAGUAAAUCACACCCUGCCUAGCAAUAGUUUACCGCCACUAGCAACGGUCGUGCCAGAAUGGAAACCAAUUCCACACUACCUGCAUGCCCAUUACGACCCGUCAGGAAAGGUGCUGUGGUUUCCACGCAUCAUUGGCGGAGCACUGGCAACGCCCGGUGAGUUCCCGGCAAUGGUGUCACUGCAGCAGGUGCAAAACUCGGAACAUGUUUGUGGCGGCACCCUUAUCACGAUGAGCCACGUGCUGACGGCAGCCCAUUGCGUUACGGAUAUACGAGGUGUUACUCAACCUGCCAAACAGUUUCAAGUGAUGGGUGAUGACCUGUACAUCCUGCAGCAUAUGGGCAGUACGACCCGUCAGGUACGGCGUGUCGCUUCGAUCACCGUCCAUCCGAAGUAUGAUUCGGCCAUCUUCUCCAACGACAUUGCGAUCGUACGGGUAGUGUCGGAGUUCCGCAAGACGGAUACAUUUUUCCCGGGCAAACGCAUCCAGAACGCGCCAACACUCGGUGACCGGUGUAGUCUAGCCGGAUGGGGUGAUACUGUUGAGCGGUCCAACACGAUGAGUCCGAAUCUGCAGCGCAUCAACGUGGUUGUCAGUGACUUUGGGACGUGUAAUGUCGUGUUCGGUCAGCAACUUACCAAGGGUAUGCUGUGUGCGGAGGCACCCGGUCGGGACGCUUGCCAGGGUGAUUCGGGUGGGGCGCUGCUGUGUGCUGGAGGACGUGUAGCGGGCAUUGUAAGCUUCGGCAAUGGGUGUGCCAAACCGAACGUACCGGGCGUAUACGUGGACGUUGCGUACUACGAGAAAUGGAUCAAUGGAGUGUUGAAAAAUGGAGGCGAACGUUCGGUCGGGUAUCUGGCGAGUAUGAUCAUGUUUUACUGGGCUGUAAAGCACCUGUUGCGAUAGUAGAGAUAAGUUUUUGGUUGUGAAAUCUAGAGGUCAGAUGUAUUGACGACUACUGAGGUAUGAAAGUAACUCGAACAAAUAUAGUUUCAAUGUGAUAAACCUCACUCAAAAACACGAAGAUACACGUGAGACUUCGUUGAAAAGAACCACUUAUCGCUUUAAUCCUUCGCCGUAGAUAAUCUCGAUGGAUAAACGACUUCCAGACAACACAACUCUCAACCGCCCCGGGGACCAGUUCAACAAUAACUCUUACAUCACACUACCGUUUACCGAUACUGAUCAGUUUUUUUUCUUCUUUCGAGGCACAUCACGCGGGUCUAUGAACUCCGUAUGAGCGUUCGUUUUUUUCUCAUUCAUAACCCCCCAUUUUCUUCGUGGCCAGGGCCACACCAAACCAAAGUUCAGUGAACGUCAAACUGUCGCACGACUUGACGCAAUCGGCUUUUGGCGCUCCUCGAUCUGGAG
Molecule: messenger RNA, 1672 nt
Organism: Anopheles funestus (African malaria mosquito)
Lineage: Eukaryota; Metazoa; Arthropoda; Insecta; Diptera; Culicidae
Product: trypsin alpha-like
Exons: 3
Coding region: 197-1207 (336 amino acids)
Biological process (GO): proteolysis
Molecular function (GO): serine-type endopeptidase activity
Source: RefSeq, a predicted model, not a curated record